AUGGCGAGCUUUGCCGCUAACCCGUCCAUUGUGUCGGUGCCAAGAGGCGCGUCCCCGACUUCAGCAAGCCGACAGCCACUGCAGCGCAUGCUGGAUCGGCGCAUGCUCUCUGUUUCCACCUUCGUGUCUUCGAAUGCCAGUGACACUCCUUUGGCAAGCCAGACAGCGCGCGAGUUCAGGCGGCCAAGAUCCACUUGGCCAGAUGUGAUGCCGGAGGCGAUUCUCUUCCCGGCCAACAAGCCGACCAGCCGCGCCGAUGCACAGGUCUUGGCCCGCUGGGUUUCCUCGUCCUUUCAGACCUAUGCCAAGAGGAGCAAGCAAGCGGACUCGAAGGAGAUCUGCGAAGAGGACUUGACGAAGAUGGUCCAGGAGUUGGUCCCAGUCCUCUCCAUCGGCCUCAACGAGGUCGUGCGCCAGGUGUCCCAGCACUGCCUCGAGCGGGGCGUCGUGCUCGAGAAGAUCUGGCGAACUUACGUUGAGCUUUUCGAGCAAGCUCUUGGCGAGUCACGAGAGGCCCUGCGGCGACAGAAGGACAAGACCGCGAAGGCCGAGGCAGAGCUGCAGCGGGUGCGCGACGAGGCCACGGAACUAAAGGCAAAGCACCCAGCGCAGCUGGACAAGCUUCGCCAGACACUAACCACGAAGUUUGACCAGCGUCAGAAUGAGCUGGUUCAGCAGUUGACGAGUACGCGCAGCGAGAACCGGGCAUUGAAGGUGCACUUGGAGGAGCAGCUGUCAAAGCAACACGCUUGGUUUCCGAUGUUUGCGAUCUACAAGGAAUCGCGGUAUCGAAGAGCACUGCUUGGAAAAGCGGUGGCUGAGCUGCCUAAAGCGGCAAGCGUAGAGGCGCGGCUGGCAUCCGACUUUCGCAGGACGGUGACUUUGGGGUGUUCUCACGGCGUAGCUCUGUUGCUCUCCAGGAUUCUCAGCUCUUUGCCAGCAGAUGUCCGCCGAAGAUCCUUGGCGAGCCAGAGUGGGCGCCGGGAUGUUUUAUUUAGCAGUUUCGCAGUUGGCCGAGCUUGGAGGAGCACUGCCCACUGCUGA
This is a messenger RNA of Symbiodinium sp. CCMP2592, 1044 nucleotides long. Lineage: Eukaryota; Dinophyceae; Suessiales; Symbiodiniaceae. The record is from the annotation of a GenBank genome assembly.